AUGGAGAAGCCAAAAAUGCCUCGAUUUAGUGGUGACGUCAGAGAGUACAGUAUUUUUCGAGAUGAUUUUAAGCAUGCUAUUGAAUCUAGAUGCAGUAAAGGGGAUGCAAUGACGUACCUUCGUGCAUGCUUGCAGGGAAAACCCCUAGAGCUUAUCAAAGGAAUUGGUACAGAUUAUGAUGGUGCAUGGCAAUAUUUAGACUCAAUCUAUGGAGACCCCAGAUAUGUGUCGAACGAAGUAACCCAAGAUCUGUCAAAGUUCCAACCCCUGAAAGAAGGAGAAGACUCACGAUUUUGCGAUCUGGUGCAUUUAGUAAAGCGUAGUUUCAAUACGAUGAAGGGAGUGGGAAAACCCCAUGAUAUGGAUAACAAUCACAUGUUAUCACUAAUAGAACAGAAAAUGUGUGUGGAAGAUAGAAAGAUUUGGGCUCGUGAGUUGGAAAGGAAUGAAAAGCCAGCAAGCUUACAAGGUCUCAUUGCUUGGAUGGAGACGGAAAUGAAGUCGAGGAUGCGUGCAACUGCUCCACUGAGAAAUCCGAGUCAGGGUUCGAGAUAUGUCAAUCAGCUAUCUGGAGGAAAACCACCAAAGUGUUGGAUCUGCGACAAUUCAACGCAUUGGGUAGACCAAUGUGAGAAAUUUAAGUCCAUGAGUCCAGAGGACCGUUUGAAAACCGUAAGAGAAAACCACGCUUGUUUCAGUUGUCUUAAGAAGGCCGGACGUGAUCACAGAGCAUCAAACUGUAGCAGAAGGAAGCAGUGUACUCAGAAAAUAAGUGGCGUUCAAUGCAAAUAUUAUCAUCAUAUUCUUUUGCAUCCUUCAAAUCCUGCAGCAUCAGUGGGUGUAGCAUCGGUAGAAACAACACGGAAGCAAUGCUGCCAGUUAUUACAGUGAAGAUAUCUGGAAAGAACGUAACAAUCGACACAAACAAGGGAACAUUCUACUCGACUCUGGAGCACAAAUAAGUCUGAUUUGCACAAGUACAGCAAAGAAUUUGGAUUUAAAGGGAAAGGAUGUUUCGAUGACUAUUAGAAAAGUGGGCGGUGAAGAAGAAGUGUUGGCGACAAAUGUAUAUCAAGUUCCCAUUACGUCAUUGGAGUCUGGUGCGAAGUUCACAGUCAAAGCUGUUGGAAUGCCACAUAUUAGCGAUGACAUUUCAAAUAUCAAUAUUGGUGAAAUGGCAAAAGGAAUUGGAAUCCCUGAAGUGAAAAUUUACCGAGAAUGUGUACCGAAUCGAUAUGCUUAUUGGGAUUGA
This is a messenger RNA of Paramuricea clavata, 1252 nucleotides long. The record is from the annotation of a GenBank genome assembly. Lineage: Eukaryota; Metazoa; Cnidaria; Anthozoa; Malacalcyonacea; Plexauridae.